Messenger RNA from Sphaeroforma arctica JP610, 411 nucleotides. RefSeq lists its product as hypothetical. Bases 1 to 411 code for a protein of 136 amino acids. The transcript is spliced from 2 exons. Lineage: Eukaryota; Ichthyosporea; Ichthyophonida. The record is from RefSeq and is a predicted model, not a curated record.
AUGUGCAGCAAGAGUCUUGGGUUAAGUGCGACUGAGAGGCAAUAUUGCGAGCUCAUCGAGUGCGACGGUGAGUUGGGCGUGAGUAGAAAAGAGCUGUGGUACCGUUCUGGUUACAAUCAGCGUCGGGCUUUUCCGUUUUCGAGUUUCUCUCCGAAAGAGGUCAAGGGGUCUUUGUAUGUCUCGUACGCGCGUGCAUUUGCGAGAGGGCGAACGGGAGACUACAAGGUGAGCAAAGGCCCGAGUGAUUUGAGUAUAAAGCUCGCGUGUGUUGAAUUCAAACUCACGGACGAGUUCUUGUAUCAGUUGAAGGGGUCGAUUGCCUUCACUCAUGUUAUUAUAGCGAGUAAAUUGUUACCAGCGAGUGUGACCGAAGUCAAGGGCUUCUUCGAAUGUUUCAGAGGAUUUGGGUAG